UCUAUUUUUCAACAACUCAUACACACGGUCCCGAGUCCACCAGGUAGCACCAACUUACACCAUCCACCCCAUUCCACACACCUCUAAAUAUUCUCUCCACCUCCGGCCACCGUACACAACCACCGUAAAACCCUAAAAACCAUGAGAAGAGUCUCCACACUCGCCGCCUCCUCUCUCUCACGCGCCAUCCUAUCUUCUUCCGAACACCACCACUACAAAAUCCUCUUUCCGGCAGCCUCCUCUUUCGCCGCCAAUGCCGGAUCCUCUCGCCGGUGGUUCUCUUCACCUGUAGGAUCCAUUUCCUCCGGCGGCUCUCCCUCCGCCACUAAAGUUUUUCUCUCGUUAGGUUGUCUCGCCGCCUCCGCUGCUGCCGGUGCGUCGCUCUUGGCGGAGAAAGAGGCGUAUGCGAAAGAGCCGGUUAAGUUAGAUCUGCUUCCGAAGGAGGUUGUGCUGUAUCAGUAUGAAUCGUGUCCGUUUUGUAACAAGGUUAAAGCGUUUCUAGAUUACUAUGAUGUGCCGUACAAAGUUGUGGAGGUGAACCCACUUAGUAAGAAGGAAAUCAAAUGGUCUGAUUACAAGAAGGUGCCUAUACUAGUUGUGGAUGGUGAACAGCUGCAAGAUUCAUCAGCUAUUAUUGAUCAGCUCAGAAACAAGCUCAGUCCUCCCGCGAAGUCAAGUUCACUGGUUGACGGUGAUGAUGAAGAAAAGAAGUGGCGUCGGUGGGUUGAUGAUCAUUUGGUUCACGUUUUAUCACCGAAUAUUUACCGAAACGCUUCUGAGGCUCUGGAAUCCUUUGACUAUUUCACUAGCAAUGGUAAUUUCAGCUUUUCGGAAAAAUAUACAGUAAAAUACGCGGGGGCUGCUGCUAUGUAUUUUGUAUCUAAGAAACUGAAGAAAAAAUAUAAUAUCACUGAUGAAAGGGCAGCUUUGUAUGAAGCUGCUGAAACCUGGGUUGAUGCCCUUGACGGCAGGGAGUUUUUAGGUGGUUCUAAACCUAAUCUGGCUGAUCUUGCUGUCUACGGAGUGUUGAGACCUAUCCGUUAUCUGAGGUCGGGUAAAGAUAUGGUUGAGCACACCAGAAUUGGCGAGUGGUAUACGCGAAUGGAGAGUGCUAUUGGUGAAUCUUCAAGGAUAAAGGCCUAAUCUUACGGUGAAAUGAUAUGCAAAAGUAAAGUAUAUAUACAUUUUGCCUUCAGUCUUGAUUGAAUUAUGUUGAUGAGAUUUUGUUAAAUUUUUGUUGUUGCUAUGAAUUUGUAGCACGAUAUCGGUUUUCUUUUUGCUGUAACAGAUUAGAACCAGUGCCACACAUAGGCUGGUAUAGUACAAUAAUAGAGAAAAGACUGGUAGGAUGUGAUCAUACUAUUAUUGAUACAAAAAAAAAUAAAACUCAUCAAAACUUUGCA
Helianthus annuus (common sunflower) is the source of this 1403-nucleotide messenger RNA. Its product is annotated as prostaglandin E synthase 2. Gene Ontology annotation, molecular function: prostaglandin-E synthase activity. Lineage: Eukaryota; Viridiplantae; Streptophyta; Magnoliopsida; Asterales; Asteraceae. The transcript is spliced from 6 exons. Gene Ontology annotation, cellular component: mitochondrion. Bases 142 to 1143 code for a protein of 333 amino acids. The record is from RefSeq and is a predicted model, not a curated record.